AUGAUUGAACGUUUUCAAAGAUCCCUCAAAUCUUCUCUCCGAGCCAGAGCUGCUGACUCCGACUGGGUUUCUCAUCUACCUCUAGUUUUGUUGGGACUCCAUUCAGUUCCCAAAGAGGACACUGGUUUUUCCGUCUCAGAGGCAGUAUAUGGUUCUCCCCUGACGAUUCCUGGUGAAUUCUUAGAUGAUCCAGAAAUUCCAAGUUCACAAUUCAUCAGCAAAGUGGAGAAAGUAAUUGCCGGAUUUUCAACUCCUCCGACCCAUCAUGUUCAACAUUCGCCUCCAGUUGAGAUUCCUGCGGCUCUCAGGACAGCCAAGUUUGUGUUUGUUAGAGAGGAUGCCAGCAAACCUUCAUUCAGUCCUCUGUAUCGUGGUCCUUACCUAGUUAUAGAACGGCGGAGUAAAUUCUUCCGUCUCCAGAUUGGUACCAAAGUAGACUCAAUUUCCGUAGACCGUCUUAAACCAGUGAUAUCAGAUUCUCCAGUGAUUCCUGUAGCUCCUCCGCCUCGAGGACGUCCUCCUCUUCGCCAAUCAAAGGAUCCUCCUGACCCUUCCUCCGCCGCGAAGUCAUCCGCCUCCAAGAAGAAGUCUGUGCUGUUCUUAAACCAACCUGUAAUUAUACCAAGACGAAACCCUCACAGACAGGUCAGGAAAGAAGUCCUUGCUCCGCCUGGACUCCGCCUUGCCUUCUUGGGGGGAGUACUGUGGCGGAAGACGAUCUAA
Messenger RNA from Eurytemora carolleeae, 723 nucleotides. RefSeq lists its product as uncharacterized. The record is from RefSeq and is a predicted model, not a curated record. The transcript has a single exon. Gene Ontology annotation, molecular function: nucleic acid binding. The coding region runs from base 1 to 723 and encodes 240 amino acids. NCBI's taxonomy places the organism in Eukaryota, Metazoa, Arthropoda, Copepoda, Calanoida, Temoridae.